AAAAAGGAGCUUGUUCUCUUCACAGCCCCGCUUCCUGCUGAUUGAGGGGUGGCCUAGACACAGAGAUGGAAGCCACACGCUGAGGAUGGCAGAGCCACGCUGAACGCCCUGGGCUGCUCACCUCCGACCGCUUCAUGAGAAAGAAAUGACCUUAACAGCAAAGUAUUCAAAACAAACGGGAAACAUGCAGACCACCGGGGCACUGCUCAUCCCUCCGGCUCUGAUCCGCUGCUGCACCAGGGGUCUACUCAGGCCUGUGUCUGCCUCCUUCCUGAGUAGGCCAGAGAUCCCAUCUGAACAGCCUUCCUACAGCAGCUCCCCACUCCAGGUGGCCAGACGGGAGUUCCAAACCAGUGUUGUCUCCCGGGACAUUGACACAGCGGCCAAGUUUAUUGGUGCUGGGGCUGCCACAGUGGGUGUGGCUGGUUCAGGGGCCGGAAUUGGAACAGUGUUCGGCAGUUUGAUCAUUGGCUAUGCCAGGAACCCGUCUCUCAAGCAGCAGCUCUUCUCCUAUGCCAUUCUGGGCUUUGCCCUGUCUGAGGCCAUGGGGCUCUUCUGUUUGAUGGUCGCCUUCCUCAUCCUCUUCGCCAUGUGAGGCUCCGUGGGGUCACCUACCCGUCCCUGCUGCUUCGAUUCCAGGCCCGGUGCUGGAAUGUGCCCAUUAAACACCAGAUUUCUCUAAACC
Messenger RNA from Myotis myotis, 685 nucleotides. RefSeq names its product ATP synthase membrane subunit c locus 1 (gene ATP5MC1). The record is from RefSeq and is a predicted model, not a curated record. Gene Ontology annotation, biological process: proton motive force-driven ATP synthesis; proton transmembrane transport. The coding region runs from base 146 to 595 and encodes 149 amino acids. Lineage: Eukaryota; Metazoa; Chordata; Mammalia; Chiroptera; Vespertilionidae. The transcript has 5 exons. Gene Ontology annotation, molecular function: proton transmembrane transporter activity.